AUGUUAAUUUAUAAGAAAGCAACUGCUUAGGGUAUCAUAUUUUGAGUUAUAAAUAGAACUAUAAAAGUAUAGGGAAGAUCAAGUUAAGAGUUGGAAAAAGGAGAAAGAUUUAUAAAGAUUAACAGAAACCCAAGUCAAUUAAAUGAUGGAUUUAUUUCUUUUAUUUGCUAGUCAACGUACAUUUACAAUAAGAGUAUGAUAUUUUGUGAUAUGCAGACAAAAGAUGUUGAAGCCUAAAAUACUCUUUUAAGAGUGAAUGAAGAAUCAACUUUAUUUUAGAAUGUAUUAUCAAAAAUGAUUCUGGUUGAUGAAGAUCUAAAUUUUAUCAAUUUUUUGAAGCUCUAUUUGCAAUGCAUUGUAAAUAUAAUUAGCAAUUUUUAUAGGGGGAAGCAUAAUAAGAAGAAUAAUUAAAAGAAUUGUAUACAACUCUAACUGCGAAAGGGACAAUCACUUUGGAAGACUUAAAAAGAUUGGCUUAAGAGUUAGAUCACUAUCAUCUUAAAGAGGAAGACUUAAAUGAAAUUAUGAAAGUGAUUU
Paramecium primaurelia is the source of this 537-nucleotide messenger RNA. The record is from the annotation of a GenBank genome assembly. NCBI's taxonomy places the organism in Eukaryota, Ciliophora, Oligohymenophorea, Peniculida, Parameciidae.